Neopsephotus bourkii (Bourke's parrot) is the source of this 2326-nucleotide messenger RNA. RefSeq names its product protein kinase C and casein kinase substrate in neurons 1 (gene PACSIN1). Gene Ontology annotation, biological process: actin filament organization; plasma membrane tubulation; regulation of endocytosis. The coding region runs from base 229 to 1566 and encodes 445 amino acids. Lineage: Eukaryota; Metazoa; Chordata; Aves; Psittaciformes; Psittacidae. Gene Ontology annotation, molecular function: protein binding; phospholipid binding. The record is from RefSeq and is a predicted model, not a curated record. The transcript has 10 exons. Gene Ontology annotation, cellular component: plasma membrane; cytoplasm; endosome.
ACGGGGGCGGCGAUUGGUUGGCUAAAAAUGCUUCCCUAAUCUCCAUGCUGAUCUUUACCCCCCUCCUCCCCAUCUGCCGUGACCUUCCUGCCGAUGUGCAGAGCCAGCCCCAGCGAGACGCAGCCAGCCCCGCUCUGCCGCGGUCCCCACAUCCAAAGUGCAUGAGGCUGGUGCCUGCCCUAGAGCCACCCAGUGCCCGCACGGACGCCGCAGGCAGCACCAGGAGCCAUGUCGGGUUCCUAUGACGAGUCGGCUGCGGCCGCGGAGGAAACAACUGACAGCUUCUGGGAGGUGGGGAAUUACAAGCGCACAGUGAAGCGGAUCGAUGACGGGCAUCGUCUCUGCAACGACCUCAUGAACUGCGUGCACGAGCGGGCCAAGAUCGAGAAGUCCUACGCACAGCAGCUCACCGACUGGUCCAAGCGGUGGAGGCAGCUCAUUGAGAAAGGUCCCCAGUACGGCAGCCUGGAGAAGGCGUGGGGUGCCAUCAUGACGGAGGCGGACAAGGUGAGUGAGCUGCACCAGGAUGUGAAGAACAGCCUGCUGAAUGAUGACUUCGAGAAGGUCAAGAACUGGCAGAAGGACGCCUAUCACAAGCAGAUCAUGGGAGGCUUCAAGGAGGCCAAGGAGGCUGAGGAUGGCUUCAGGAAAGCCCAGAAGCCCUGGGCCAAGAAGCUCAAGGAGCUGGAGACAGCCAAGAAAGCCUACCACCUAGCAUGCAAGGAGGAGAAGCUGGCCAUGACCCGGGAAGCCAACAGCAAGGCCGAUCAGUCCAACACCCCCGAGCAGCAGAAGAAGCUCCAGGACAAAGUAGAAAAGUGCAAGCAGGACGUGCAAAAGACUCAGGAGAAGUACGAGAAGGUGCUGGACGAGCUGAACAAGUGCACCCCGCAGUACAUCGAGAGCAUGGAGCAAGUCUUCGAGCAGUGCCAGCAGUUUGAGGAGAAGAGGCUCAACUUCCUCAAGGAAGUGCUCCUGGACAUCAAGAGGCACCUGAACCUGGCCGAGAGCAGCAGCUAUGCCAACGUCUACCGGGAGCUGGAGCAAACCAUCCGCCUCUCGGAUGCGCAGGAGGAUCUCCGGUGGUUCCGCAGCACCAGCGGCCCCGGGAUGCCCAUGAACUGGCCGCAGUUCGAGGAGUGGAACCCGGACCUGACGCACACGAUAACGCGGAAGGAGAAGCAGAAGAAAGGCGAGGGGGUGACCAUGACCAAUGCCAGCGGCACGGGGGACAGCGGGGCGCCGGCGGGCGAGCGCGGGAGUGUGAGCAGCCACGACCGUGGGCAGACCUACAGCGCCGAGUGGUCCGAUGAUGAGGGCAGCAACUCCUUCAACACCAGCGAGGCCAAUGGUGGCACCAACCCCUUCGACGAGGAGUCGGUGGGGAAGGGCGUGCGGGUGCGGGCUCUGUACGACUACGAUGGGCAGGAGCAGGAUGAGCUCAGCUUCAAAGCAGGUGAUGAAUUAACCAAACUUGGUGAAGAAGAUGAGCAAGGAUGGUGCAAAGGGCGCUUGGACAACGGGCAGCUAGGUCUCUACCCCGCCAACUACGUGGAGGCAAUCUAAGUCUUGUGGUGUGCUCCUCGUCGCCGUCAGCAGCUCAAUCCACCCUCCAUUGCCUCCAUCGCUCCACCAACCAGCCCUGGUGCUGUCUGGUCCUUCACUCCUCACACUUAGAGAUUCAGACAUAUUUUCCGACCAAGCUUUUAUUUUUUUAAGAGUUGUCUCUGAAGAGUAUUUUGCAUAGCCGCUUUCUUCUUCUUCUUCUUCUCAAGAUAACGUGAAGCGAAAGAUGACGUCGUCUGUUCGUCUGCGUUCGUUGAUCUUUUCUCUGAACAAAAAAAGCCGAUACCUCAAGAUCUUAAAUCCCAACCAGUGAGAGCUCCUGACCGGUUGGCUUUUAAAGAUACUGAAAUCAUGAGCCGCCUUCUGAUUGGCUGGAACUGUUCCGAAAUGCACAGCGCUGAAGCUCCUGGGACUAAUCAAAUUCAUCCCAAAAGCCCAAGGUGGAUUGGAGUCUGACUCCAUGCUUCCAUGGUCUUCUCCCUGCUUCAUCCUCCCUUCGCAAAGGAAGGGAAUGAACACCCCCUCCGGCCCUGCAGCCACCCAGCCCCAUCCACAGGCAGGGCCUUGCUCGUGGGUAGGGCUGGUGGCAGACCUGGAUGCCCAGGUGAGGUGGGACCAGCCCUGCCGUGGAGAUUGGUGGCAUCUCCUCAGCUUCCUCUUCCUCUUCACGGCUGGGCUGCUGAGCCGAUGCCCCGCGUGUGCUGCAGGGAGCAGCAUCCCCCUUCCCGAGGGCCGUUAUCCAGGUCCGGGUGGUUUGGCC